AUGGCCAAGGACAAGGACAGGGAUAUGAACCCUGCCGCAGCGCAGCGAAAGCAGGACAAGCAGAAAGCCCUAAAGAAGGGGAAAGCCGAGGCAUUGGCCCGUCGAAAUGAAAAAUUAGGGCAACAGAACCCAGAGCGACUUAAGCGACAAAUCAACGACUACAAGUCACUAGAGGAAUCAGGGAAGAAAUUACAGGGCAGAGAUAAGGAGCUCAAAGAAGCACUCGAGCGGGAACUAAAGGCUGUUCUGAAAGCACGUGAACUUCUGGGCGACAAGGCGCCCACUUUCCCCAAAUGGAGAGAUUAUUCUGGCCCUAAAAGAGAGGAUAGACCCAGACGAGAGGGAGGAGACGUGCUUGGGAAGCGGAGACGGGAUGACUCAGAAAGUGAGACGAGUGAGCUAGAAGACGGUGUAAAGUUCCUCACUGAAGAGGAGGCCUUACUCAUACCCAUGCCGCAGGAUUCUCCACCACCAGAUACGCCCGAAUACAUACAGCGAUUGAAGAGAUCGAAGGAGGAUAGAAAACCCGCCGCUGGGCGUCAUCAACCCCCACCCAAACCAGUGAUCGAGUCUAAGCUUGUCUACGAAGCCAAGCCUCAGCUUCGGGAUUUGCGACAGGAGGCUAUUGACGCAUUUAUGCCCUCAUCAGUCAGGGCAAAUCUGGACGCAAUGAAGGGCCGAGGAGAUUUGUUGUUGGAGCCUGAGGAGGUAGACAAACUUGAGAAGGCCGGUUAUGGAGCUGAUGCAGCCGAGAAAAAGACAGGCCCACAAACGGAUCAAUCGCCGGUAACAGCAGACCGGACAUUGGGUGAUGAAGAAAGGUCAUUGGCAGAGCUAGAACGGCAGUUUAACGAAGAACUAAAACAGGUUCAGAUUGAGGAGGUUACAGACGAGGAUGCCUAA
Messenger RNA from Penicillium taxi, 903 nucleotides. Its product is annotated as WW domain binding protein 11. The coding region runs from base 1 to 903 and encodes 300 amino acids. The record is from RefSeq and is a predicted model, not a curated record. The transcript has a single exon. NCBI's taxonomy places the organism in Eukaryota, Fungi, Ascomycota, Eurotiomycetes, Eurotiales, Aspergillaceae. Gene Ontology annotation, biological process: RNA processing.